Molecule: messenger RNA, 1475 nt
Organism: Zingiber officinale
Lineage: Eukaryota; Viridiplantae; Streptophyta; Magnoliopsida; Zingiberales; Zingiberaceae
Product: B2 protein-like
Exons: 7
Coding region: 222-1148 (308 amino acids)
Biological process (GO): response to endoplasmic reticulum stress
Source: RefSeq, a predicted model, not a curated record
AUACAGGUCAACUUCUCUCUGGAAUAUGAUGAGCUCCGUCAAGUAAACGAUUGCUUUCCUCUUUUUCUUCUCGUAGAGGAGAAACUACACGAAUAGGAGAGGGUGGUUCGCUCCCUCUCCAUCGAUCUCUAGAAGUAGCUAGGAUUUUCAAGGUUAUUACUUCCGCAAAUCCUACUAGAUCCAGAUUUCGUCUUCGUGCUUCGAGUCGGGGUUUGUCAAAGAUGGAUAGCCUCUGGAAAUUGGGAGAUGAAUUCCGAGGUCAAACAAAAAAUUCAGAGGAUUAUCAAUGGUCUGUUAUGACCUCCAAGCUGGCUGAACUGACAAGGUCAAAAGUUGGCCGCCAAAAUAAUUUGGACUACCCGAAAAAUGUUAUUGAAGCUAAAGCAUACAACAAGGUUGAGUACCAUGAGGAUAACAAACUCGAUAGCAUCAAUCUUGGACUUAUGAAUCUGGAUCUGAAGAUAAAUGAUGCUCCUGUGAAGAGUCUCUUCCAUGGUGCUUAUAGCAUGAGCAAUGCGUACCAGAAAAACAAUGCUAACGAGAUCAAUAGCUUCAAGUUGGACUAUAUUAACAAGUAUGCUAAGAACUCUGCCAACAAAGAAGUCAACUACAAUAAGAAUGAUACUAACACUUACAGCAACAUCAAUGGCAACAGCAACUGCAACAACAAUGCUAUUGUUGACAAGAGGUUUAAGACAUUACCCUCAACAGAGAUGCUCCCAAGAAAUGAAAUUCUUGGUGGUUAUAUCUUUGUUUGCAACAAUGAUACUAUGCAAGAUGAUCUCAAACGACAACUUUUCGGAUUACCUCCUAGAUACCGUGACUCAGUCCGUGCCAUUACUCCAGGAUUGCCACUCUUUCUCUACAAUUAUACCACUCACCAAUUGCACGGGAUAUUUGAGGCUGCGAGUUUUGGGGGCUCUAACAUUGAUCCAACAGCUUGGGAGGACAAAAAGUGCAAAGGCGUUUCCAGGUUUCCUGCACAGGUGAGGAUUCGUGUUAGAAAGCUUUGUAAGGCUCUUGAAGAAGAUGCAUUUCGGCCAGUUUUAUAUCACUAUGAUGGCCCAAAGUUUCGCCUUGAACUCUCUAUCUCUGAGACUUUGCAGCUGUUGGACUUGUGUGAGAAAGAGGGGCAUAUAAGGCUCUAGCUAGCACAAUCUGUUCGAAGCAGAAAUCUCAAAAAUUGAGAUAGAAGGAUGCCUAAGGCCACCCAGGUACAAAGGAGGUUUAGUAUGUAUUAUGUGCUUGUUUGUAAGAAAUAAGGGGUAGCAUUAAUAGAUGUGCACCAACGAUGAUGAAUUCCCGGAAGAAUCUGGGACGAACGUAUAUUCUGUGGCUGCUUUGUUCUUCCCUUGUUGCGCAUCGGUGGUCUGUUUUGCCACGUUUCGUCUUAGUUUGGUUGCACUUGAUGCAAAAUGCCGUAUGUUUAUUGCUAUAUUUUACCCUUUAAAAAUUCAACUAGUUCUGUUUUCUAA